AUGUCCCGCGUGGGCUCUGGGAGGGGGAGGAACCUGGCGCCCCGGGCACCCCGGACCCCGGCGCGUGGCCGCAGCGCACGCGGGACGCAGGGCCGAGGCCAGGCCGGCGGAAAAGGCUUCUGCGUGGCCAGCACGCAGGUCCGGAGCGGCGGGAGGCCAACGCCACCCACCACUCCCCCAAUCCGGCCUCCAUCCCAGGCUGGCCCGCCUCAACAGGCCAGGGCCCAUCCGCACGUUCCCUGGGCCUCUAACGGGCCCAGCGUCGAUCGGCCCCCCGCGGGGAGCCGCAGCCCGCGUGGCAUGCUUCCGCUCACCCACGCGGCGUGGGUCCCACCGCCAAACUCCCCAUCGCCUUCUGCAAAGAAAAAGCGCAAGUGGAUCGGAGGGACCACCGGACUAAGGGGCUCAGCAGCUCGGGGGCUGCCGGCCCAGGCUGUGCGGGUUUCUCAAAAGAGCAGCGGGGACCGAGCCGCGCCUGCCGACGGGCUGGCGAGCCGGGCGCCCAUUGGCUCCUGGGCACGUCGGCGUCGCCGGCUAGCGCGGGGGCGACCAAUGGGGGCGCGCGGUGCCCGGCGCGCGGCCCGGGCGGCGGGGGGCGCGGCGGCCGCGGCCGUGACGUCACGGGAGGGGGGCCGGCGCCGCCCGCCAGCGGCCGGGAUUACAAGGGAAUGCGCCCGGCAGCGGCGGGAGUCGCCGGGCGCCGCGUCUCCGCCGUCUGCUCCGCCGGCUGCGGGCGGACCCCGGCGGCCGGUGCCAGGCUGCGGGCGGACCCCGGAGGCGGCGGCGGUGGCGGCGGCGGCAGGGUCGCUCCCUGCCGUGGGCACCUGCGCCCGGGGACCCCCGCGCCGCCACCGCCGCCCCCACGUGCGCGGUGGCCCGGACGCGGAGCGCACGGCCUGGCUACCCUCUAUUUGUUUAUUUGGGGUGACAACAAUGGAAGGGACCAGCGGGUCGAGUUUUGGAAUAGACACGAUCUUGUCCAGUGCCAGUUCGGGCAGCCCGGGCGUGAUGAACGGAGAUUUCCGCCCGCUCGGAGAGGCCAGGACCGCCACGGAUUUUAGGAGUCAGGCCACCCCGUCCCCGUGCUCGGAGAUCGACACCGUGGGGACGGCGCCUUCCUCGCCCAUCUCAGUCACCCUGGAGCCCCCGGAGUCGCAUAUGGUCCCAGACGGGCCCCAGCACCACCACCACCACCAUCAUCUCCCGCACAGCCAGCCGCCGCCGCCGCCCGCAGCCUCGGCCCCGACGCAAAGUUUGCAGCCUUCGCCUCAACACCAGCCGCCGCCACCGCCACCGCCGCCGCCACCGCCGGCUGGGCAGCAGCUGGGCUCGGCCCCCGCGGCCCCCAGGACUUCCACCUCUUCUUUUUUAAUCAAGGACAUCUUGGGAGACAGCAAACCCCUGGCCGCUUGCGCGCCCUACAGCACCAGCGUGCCCUCCCCGCACCACACGCCGAAGCCCGAGAACCACGCGGCGCACGACAGCUUCAGGCCCAAGCUGGAGCAAGACGACGGCAAAACCAAGCUGGACAAGCGGGAGGAAACCCAGGGCGACCUCAAAUGCCACGGAACAAAGGAGGAAGGAGACCGAGAGAUCAGUAGCAGCCGAGAGAGUCCGCCGGUGAGAGCCAAGAAGCCCCGAAAAGCCAGGACAGCCUUCUCCGAUCACCAGCUCAAUCAGUUGGAGCGUAGCUUUGAACGACAGAAGUACCUGAGCGUCCAGGACCGCAUGGACUUAGCAGCUGCACUCAAUCUCACUGACACCCAAGUGAAGACCUGGUACCAGAACCGCAGGACCAAGUGGAAGCGGCAGACGGCGGUGGGUCUGGAGCUGCUGGCCGAGGCCGGCAACUACUCGGCGCUGCAGCGGAUGUUCCCCUCGCCCUAUUUCUACCACCCCAGCCUGCUGGGCAGCAUGGACAGCGCCGCGGCGGCCGCGGCGGCCGCCGCCGUGUACAGCAGCGUGUACCGGACUCCGCCCGCGCCCCACCCGCAGCUGCAGCGGCCGCUGGUGCCCCGCGUGCUCAUCCACGGGCUGGGGCCCGGCGGUCAGCCCGGCCUCAACCCUCUGCCCAACCCCAUCCCGGGCACCCCACACCCCCGGUGA
Messenger RNA from Dipodomys spectabilis (banner-tailed kangaroo rat), 2106 nucleotides. It is a transcript of the gene Barhl2, whose product is annotated as BarH like homeobox 2. NCBI's taxonomy places the organism in Eukaryota, Metazoa, Chordata, Mammalia, Rodentia, Heteromyidae. Gene Ontology annotation, cellular component: nucleus. The transcript is spliced from 6 exons. Gene Ontology annotation, biological process: regulation of transcription by RNA polymerase II. The coding region runs from base 1 to 2106 and encodes 701 amino acids. The record is from RefSeq and is a predicted model, not a curated record. Gene Ontology annotation, molecular function: DNA-binding transcription factor activity, RNA polymerase II-specific; RNA polymerase II transcription regulatory region sequence-specific DNA binding.